Molecule: messenger RNA, 3748 nt
Organism: Marmota monax (woodchuck)
Lineage: Eukaryota; Metazoa; Chordata; Mammalia; Rodentia; Sciuridae
Gene: Reep5
Product: receptor accessory protein 5
Exons: 5
Coding region: 77-646 (189 amino acids)
Source: RefSeq, a predicted model, not a curated record
CCCCGCCCCAGUCUGCUUCGUUCUGCGUCCACCCGGCACUCGGAGCAACCCCGGCGGCUGCGCGACAGUCCCCGCCAUGUCUGCAGCCAUGAGGGAGAGGUUCGAUCGGUUCUUGCAUGAGAAGAAUUGCAUGACCGACCUCCUAGCCAAGUUGGAGGCCAAGACCGGCGUGAACCGGAGCUUCAUAGCGCUCGGUGUCAUCGGGCUAGUGGCCUUGUACCUGGUGUUCGGUUAUGGAGCCUCUCUCCUCUGCAACCUGAUAGGAUUUGGCUACCCAGCUUAUGUCUCAAUGAAAGCCAUAGAGAGUCCUAACAAGGAUGAUGAUACUCAGUGGCUGACCUACUGGGUAGUGUAUGGUGUGUUCAGCAUUGCUGAAUUCUUCUCUGAUCUCUUCCUGUCAUGGUUCCCCUUCUACUAUAUGCUUAAGUGUGGCUUCCUGUUGUGGUGCAUGGCCCCGAGUCCUUCUAAUGGGGCUGAAUUUCUCUACAAGCGCAUCAUUCGUCCUUUCUUCCUGAAGCACCAGUCUCAGGUGGAUAGUGUGAUGAAGGACCUGAAGGACAAAGCCAAAGAGACUGCAGAUGCCAUCACUAAAGAAGCCAAGAAAGCUACGGUGAAUUUACUGGGUGAAGAGAAGAAGAGUACCUAAACCCUUGAACGGAUGGAGCCUUCCCGCCCAGCCCCCUGUACCUUCCUCUUAGAGCUUGACAUUAUUUUAGGGACUGUGGUAUAAUCAUUUUAAUGUUGCCUUGGAAACAUUUUUUGAUAUUAAAAAAUGGAAUGUGUUGUAAGGGUUUUUUUUUUUUUUUUUUUGCUUUUACUGUCUGUACAUUACAUAGGGAGCAUUUUAAUUUAAUGCAGUGGCAGUAUCUAAAUUUUUGAAAAUAUAUUUUGCCUCUAGGUAGGAAAAGACAUGUAUGUUACUAUCCUGAAGGAAAUGUAAACUAAAAAUAAAAUUUGUAUAUCCCACAGGCUCUGUACUUUACUGGGCUUACUCUGCAUGCAUUUUCUCUAAACAUUUAGGAAAUCUUCAUGGUUCUUCUUCAUAUAAAUAUUUUUAGUGGAUUUGUGUGUAUACAUAGACAGAAGUGUUACUAUGACGUGCAUAGUGCUUAUGGGGAAGGGGCUAGGAGAAGAUUGUAUAUGCCAUUUAUAACUUCUGUAUAAUAAGACCACCUGCCUCAAGCUGGUAGGAUUUGCUAAACAUACUUCAGAAAAUGAACACACAUCAGUCAUAUUUAAAAAAAAAAAAAGUGAGAAAUGAGGUUGAAUGGAAGUCAUCUUGGUUAUUUUCCUAACAUGGUAGCCCUGAAUGCCAGGACAGCUUUUUAGAGUAGUCAGUCACUUUGGCGACAAUUGGGGAAAUGUACACACACAUAGUAACCUAUAACUCCCAAUUUUCUGUAGAAAUAUUACUACUGUCUUAUCUGCCUACUAGCCUUACGUUUGUCUGUUUCUAAGAUGCUGAAGUGAAAACCAUUCCUGUUUUUACUUUUAAAGGUGAGCAGCAUGUUGGUUUGGUCUUUUCCUUCCUCCCAGUUGUCAUGUGCUUGUUAAUAUCGUGAGCAGCAAUGUGCCUGCCAUGACGCGCAGCUCUAGGAGCAGCUCUGUGGAACGGAAAGGGAGCAUGCAGCCUGUAAUCUGGUUGGCAGUGCUUAAGUUUAACUGCCUUUGACCUUUAAGGUCAGAGAAAAAGUUAAACUCACAGAGUCCUCUUCAGUUGACAAGAAUUAUUUGUUGUCCAUUUAAAUGCCUUCAUGAUAAGUGACUUAUGACUACAUAGUUGAAGUACAGAAUAAAAAAGUUGAAAUGAAUGCCUCUAGCUUGAAUGGCUAAACAGCUUAUAGAGCUCUGGGGUAGACAAUCUGAACUUCACAUCAUUCUGUUAGGAUCCUUUUGAAUUAGACUAAACUAGACCAAAAUACAUGUAUAACAAAAUAAGAUUAAAUAUCCAGCCAGUUGGGCUGGGGUUGUCGCUCAGUGAUAGAGCACUUGCCUAGCAUGUGUGAGGCCCUUGGUUCGAUCCUCAGCACCACAUAAAACUGAAUAAGUAAAACAAAGGUUCUGUGUCUGACUACAACUAAAAAAUAAACAUUUUUUUAAAUGCUUAAAAAAAAUAUCCAACCAGUAAAAUACUUUUUUUGUUUAAAUUGAGCUGGCGCAUUUUACAACUGAGCUACAUUCUCAGCCCUUUUUAUUUUGAGACAGUCUUACCAAGUUGAUGAGGCCUUAUAACAUGCAAUUCUCCUGCCUCAGCCUCCCUAGUCACCAGAUUAUAGGUGUGUACCAGUUCGCCUGGCUCAGUAAAUACUCUUAAAGAAAAUAAAUAUGAAUAGCUUUCAUAAGAUGAUAUAUCAUGAUGUAAAAAAAAAUUACCCUAAUAUACAUCAGAGCAUUUAUUUUUCCUGGGAAAACUGAUUAUUAGGCAUCUUAUUACUUAAAAAAAUGAAGUUUUUAGAAAACAAGCAAAAUUGUUAUUGUAAGAAAAAAAAAAAAAUCAAGCCUACAUUAAAAAGAAAUUUCAAAGCAUUUAAAUCCAUUUCUCAUAAAUAAAAACACUUUCCCUGGUGACAGAGGAAUGAAAACUAGCAACUUCUAGUAUAUAGAAUAUAUGAUUGGAUUGUUAGUAUAUAAAAUAUAUUAUCAGACAAGAUGGGGAAGCAUAAAAUAUUGCUCAUAAUUACAGAUUAUGUAAAAAUAUCAAUGUAAAUGCUAUUAAAGUAUAUUCUAAAUGCAGUUUUUUUUUUGUCUUGAUACUACAUCUGUCUCCUAUGGUGUACCCUGUAAGAAAUUUGUUUUGGGCAGUUGAAAUGUGUUUUAAUGGCAGAAGUUAUGAGUCAAGCCAUUCUGUCUCUCAAUUUCACCAAUAAAAUAUUGCCAUGAUUAGAGUGUUUGAAAAACUACUUAAGCCUGUGUCUGGCUAGAAGACAAAAGCAUUUGUUUGUACAUGAAUGGUAUUUCAGGGAUAUAGAAAGUAACAGAAUUCCUAGUAAACAUUUGAAAUUCUUCAAGAUGAAGAAAAUAAUUCAUUCAGUAAUUCCUCCCUUACUGGAAAGCUUCAAUCAUUCAGAUUAACAAAAUAACUGUUCUCCUGGGAGAAUCAUCAACCCACAACUACAGACAAGGAACAUAGCCUGCUGGAUAUGGUAGUGCACACCUGUAAUCACAACAACUCAGGAGGCUGCAGCAGGAAGAUCAUAAGUUCAAGGUCAGCCUGGACAAUUUAGCAAGACCCUGUCUCAAAAUAAAUAAGGGCUUGGAAUCUACUCAGUGGUGAAGUGCCCCUGGGUCCAAUCUUUGGUACCAAAAAAUAAAUAAAACAACAACAACACACACAAAAAAAUCCUUUAAAUAAGUCAUCACCUAUCCUGAAGGUGUGACACACAGAAUAGAAAUGGAUGUACAAUAUUCCCCUCCUCUUAUCCAAGGGGGAUAUGUUCCAAGACCCCAAGUGGUUGUCUGAAACCUCAGUACUGAAUCCUAUAUAUACAUACCUAUGAUAAAAGUUUAUAAAUUAGGUAAAUAACAAAAUAGGACAAUUAUACCAUAAUAAAAGUUAUGUGAAUGUGGUGUCUUAAAAUAUCUUAUUUUGCUGUACUAUGUCUUUAGACUGGUUGAUCUGGAAUAACCAAGGGAACCAUGGGUAAGGGGGACUGCUGUACAUAAUGUUCAUUUGUGUGUGUUAAAUUUUUGCUCAAGUGGGGUUAGAGUUGAAAAGCCCCACAAAAUAAAUUGAAUUAUAAUAGUUAAA